Penicillium angulare is the source of this 3609-nucleotide messenger RNA. Its product is annotated as putative serine/threonine protein kinase. Gene Ontology annotation, molecular function: protein serine/threonine kinase activity; ATP binding. Gene Ontology annotation, biological process: protein phosphorylation; intracellular signal transduction. Bases 1 to 3609 code for a protein of 1202 amino acids. NCBI's taxonomy places the organism in Eukaryota, Fungi, Ascomycota, Eurotiomycetes, Eurotiales, Aspergillaceae. The record is from RefSeq and is a predicted model, not a curated record. Gene Ontology annotation, cellular component: cytoplasm. The transcript has a single exon.
AUGUCGGAACACGAGUCCUCGGUCCCUGGUUAUGAGGAGCCAGAGCAGUCGGCUUCUCAAAAUGGCCAUGGCGGGGACUCCAAGCCGCCAAUGUAUCGGUCUGAAGAGACGCUGCAGGCCCUAUCAUUACUGAAUACAAAUGACAAACCGGAGCCUCGACAAACAACCACCAAACAAGCACCUAUACCUGUACCCUCCUCCGCCGAGAUAUCCGAGGCCCAAGCGACUCUCCGUCAGGCCUACCCUCACGUUUACCCAUCCUCCCGAGCCCCCUCGACUCGCUCUUCAUCAAGCUCACUACAAGCCCUUAACGAGGAUAUCGUGGUCGAUGUACGAUCGGACAAGGGCAAUGGCAGUGUUGGACGCAGCCCUCGCAGAACAUCUCGACACUCGGAACAUACGCCCGAAUAUCCAGUCUACCCCGACCAGUCCUAUGCCUCUUUACAAUCCCAGAUCCAUCCGACUUCGCAACCGCCGCAUGUACGGUCCCGCAGCUCUUACCCUUCACAGGCCGAGCCGGCCCCUCGGUUUUCACGGCCGGUUCGUACUGCUGGGAAUACCCCGAUGUCGAGUCCAGGUCUUUUCUCGAUGAGGAGCCCCAGAAAUACCCCACCAUUGGCUUCCAACGAAGAAGGUUUCAUCGAAAGUCCAGGUCUACAUCCUAGCCAUCUUCAGCCUCCAAAGGAAACACACACGGCGGAAGUGGAUCGGGACUUGGUGACGGGGAACAAACUAAUUAACCAAUACGAGAUUUUGGAAGAACUUGGACGAGGUGAGCAUGGCAAAGUUAAGCUAGGCUGCCAUGUCACAACCAAACAAAAAGUUGCUAUCAAAAUUGUACAGCGCUACUCCAAACGACGUCGACUUGGCAAGCUCGGAGACGCAGAGGACAAAGUGAAAAAAGAGGUUGCCAUCUUGAAGAAAGCCCGACACCCCAAUGUUGUUAGUUUACUGGAGGUCAUUGAUGACCCUAAUCGACAAAAGGUUUACAUAGUGUUAGAGUAUGUGGAGAAAGGUGAAAUCGUCUGGCGCAAAAGGGGACUUCGAGAAAUCGUGCACGUUGACAAGUUACGACUUGAUCGUGAGAUGGCUGGGAUCCCUGAUACCCCUGCCUUUGUGGAAGAGAGUCAACAAUUUAUUCGCACUGCUCAACAUUUACGUCGUCAGCGAGAGAAGGCCAGAGAACGAGUUGAAGCGCAGGCCGCAGAUGCACAGCAAGGGCCAAUCCCCGCUUGGAGUCUCGAGCACGGCGCAGAGUCAGACGAGGAAGAAGAAGAAGAAGGCGGGGAAGGGUUAGCCAUUGCAAUGAGACGAUCAUCAACUAGAUCUGCGGCUGUCACAGAUGGAUCUCCCAGCCAGUCCUCCAGCCACGAAUCAUCUUUGGCGGCGGUCGAAGGCACCAUGUAUGGUGCCUACACAGACUAUCCCUUCGAACGACGCUUCAGCACAGCAUCCAGCAGCUUUGGAUAUGCUCCAUCUGAACCAGAGUGGUCCGCUGAUAGGGAUGACAUGUCUUAUGUUCCUUGCCUGACUAUCGAUGAGGCACGCACCGCUUUUCGAGACUCCGUCCUUGGGUUAGAGUAUCUUCACUUCCAAGGUAUCAUCCAUCGUGAUAUCAAGCCAGCGAACCUCCUGGUCACUAGUAAUUACCGUGUCAAAAUUUCCGAUUUUGGCGUGUCAUACUUAGGACGGCCCAUGCGCGAUGAAGAGGAAGAAGAUUUGCGCGAGACCGACGCAACAGAAUUGGACGAUGCUCGAGAAUUAUCAAAGACCGUCGGCACUCCUGCUUUCUACGCCCCUGAGCUGUGCUACACCGGUGAAGAUUUCCUGGAGAUUAUCGGGUCAGUGCCUAAGAUUACCGGAGCCAUCGAUGUCUGGUCCCUGGGUGUGACUCUCUACGGAAUGAUCUUUGGUCGGCUUCCAUUUGUUUCAGAUGAUGAGUACAGCAUGUUUCAAACUAUUGUGAAAAAAGAAGUUUUCAUCCCACGCAAGCGUCUAGUCCCUAUCAAAGAUGAAUUGCUAGGUGACGAUCAGAUGAAUUGUCGCAAUAGUGAUGAGCUUGUUUAUGAGGACAUUGAUGAUGAGGUGUAUGAUCUACUACGCCGCUUAUUGACGAAAGAUCCUUUCAAGCGCAUUACCUUGAAGGAAAUUAAACACCAUCCAUGGACUCUACGCGGUCUUCCCAACCCACGAGCAUGGGUUGAAGAAAGUGACCCAGGCUUCCAAAGCAAGGGCAAGAGAAUUGAGGUUUCCAAUGAAGAAGUCACAAGUGCCGUCAGCAAGGUCCCGUUCAUCCAACGCGUUCGCUCUAAUGUGGCAAAAUGGUUUGGUGGUCGCUCUUCCAAGGAAAAGGAACCCCGCAAGCGAUCAAACAAUUCGUCAGAUACUUUAUCUUCGGCUUCCAGCAUGAGUACGUUUGGGAAAACGCCAGUUGCUAGUCGCCGUUCGAGUUUGAAAGGCGAUGAAGAUAUUCGAGCGUCCAAGUUUAGCUCCCAAGGAGAACAUCCUCUCGCUCAGAGCGUUACAGCAAGCCCAGUAGAGGAGCAAUCCUGGGGUCAUUAUUUCGAAUCCGCAUUGACGCCUGACAGCAAGCCUACUGUUCUUAUUUCAACUGGCAAAGCACGCCCUGCCCCUCCUCGACGAGCAAAGUCUUCUCUGUCUACAGCAGAAUCUAUUAAAACAGUGAGGCAGUCGAGUUUCGAUUCUCCAACAAUCAUCCGACCACGGACCGGCACACCAUCAAUCAUUGAGGCUUUAGGGACUACCAGUUUUGGCAGUCUUUUUACCGGUGCCCACCGCCGCUCUUCGCGUGGAGCACAAAAUGGCAGUCGAAGCCGACGUACAUCACCUUCCGCAGAUGCAGUUUCUCUAGAUGGCGAUCGCCGUUCUGAGCCCAGCCUUGCUUUUAGUAGCGCUUCUGCAUUAGGUCAGGUACGCAUACCUGGUCUUUGGCAUGCCCAGGCUCCUCCCCCUUCCUCCCGCAACUCCGCUAUGGCAUCCGCGCACCGACGCAACCGCUCCCAGCAGCUCGCUGGUAAAUCCUCCGCAGAGUCGUUCAACCUAACCAAGGAAGCUCUCUUGCGCCGCCGGAGAAGUGAUGUUGAGCCCAGCGCAGAUAAUGCAUUGGUGUCGCACACUGAAAGUGCGAUGGUCUCAACCGACUCCCUUCAUUUGCCCACAAUUGUUUCACCGGAUACUGGCUGUCCUGUCAACCCUCCCAGCAAUGGUCUCACUACAUCUGCCCCAUCCGCCAUCACUAUCUCUUCGUCCUCCGCUGAAGACUUUACUAGCGGCAUGUCUCAAAGCGCGUCUCAUCCUAGCAUUCCGUCUGUCGUAUCUGGUGCUUCCUCUCUCUCUGGUGACGGAAUGUGCUCUCAGUCCAAGGAUUCCGAUGACUCAUCGUCUGUGCCUUCGAUUCUACGAACAGGCGAGACCGUCAAAGCUUAUCCUCAACCAUCACCUCGCCCCUCUGAGGAAGAUGAAUCUCGGUACUAUUGUGAUGACGAAGACGAAUUUGAUGAAUCUGAAGAUGAAGGCCUUGUGAUUGGAAAGAAGAAGCCAUCGACCAAAGCGCCAAUUCCCACAGGCAGAAAGGCUGCUGCGGAAUAA